AACAGACAGCCACAAUGGAAUCUGAACUUCAGAAGAGUCCAGCUACUCUUCAGUGAGCCCUCCUGUGUGCCGGGCCCAGUACUGAGAGGUUUCCAUGCAUUCAGUCCUUCAGUCCUCACCACAAAUCUGAGGCAAACUAUUUACAUAUUCUUAUGAAAAAGAAGUCUGCAAACAAGAUUACUUUAUUAAAUCACCACCUCCUCAGCUUUUCUCCUCCUCGAACUCUUGGAAAAAGCGGUUUUUUAUUCUGUCAAGGAAUGGGGUAAAGGGCUUUAAUCUUUCCUAUUACAAAGACCAUCAUCGGCGAGGGACCAUUGAAAUUGAUCGAAAUUCCAAUGUAGAAGUUGGCAUAAGUAGCCGUGAAAAAAUGCAAACUGUACAGAAGAUGUUUAAAUGCCACCCUGAUGAGGUAAUGUCCAUCAGAACCACUAACAGGGAAUACUUCCUCAUUGGCCAUGACAGGAAGAAGAUUAAAGAGUGGGUCUCCUUCAUGGCGUCAGCUUGCGGGGAUGUAAAAGCAGCACACCAGAAUACAGAGCAGGAGAAACUCUCAUUGGGUGAGAAAAGCCCCUCUUCAGCCCUCAGCCCUCUCCUUGGUCCUUCCAGCACGCCAGAGGCUGUCAGCGCCACUUCACCAAGCCAUAAUCUUCCAGACCUGCAUUUAAUGGAAAAAAGUCCUCCAGGACUCAGACAAGCUCAUCUACCACAUGAUUUCGUGAUGGAGACCACUCAAGAUACGGAAGAAAAGAGUUAUUAUGCUAGUCCUCGAAGUAUUCUUUUAGAGUUGGAUAAUAUUAUUGCCUCUGCUGAUUCUGGUGAACCUCUUGAACCUGGUAGUCCAGAUCAGGUCUCCAAGAAAAUUGAGCAUCAUUACAUGUCAAUGAAAUCCUGUUUUUUCAAAGAGACAACUGAUGAGUCGGCUGAUAGCAAAGAAGAACCCCAGACCCUCCCAGCGACCCAGAACGGGGGGCUCCACCUGCAAGAACAAGGCUCAGAAAGGGACUCUCAACUUUCACCUGCUGAAACCGAAGCACAGACCCCGAAUGACAAAAAGGGGACAACCUCACUCACUGUUGUGCAACUGUCUAUAUUAAUCAAUAACAUCCAUGAUGAAAGCCAAGUGGAGAAACUGAACGUGUUCCUUUCUCCUACUGAUAUCGUAGAAUAUUUGGCUCUCACAGAAGCUGCAGGACGGAUAUGUGUGGCUCAGUGGGAAGGCCCCCCACGCUUGGGAUGCUUAUUUUUCCACGGAGAUCACCUUUUGGCCGUGAAUGACCUGAAGCCCCACAGCCUGGAGGAGGUCUCCUUGUUUCUCAGCCGGUCCAACCAGAAGGAGAAAAUAAAACUCACCAUCGGCCGGAUCCCAAAUUCAGAGAAAUUCCACUGUAUGGCCUGUACGUGCCACUUAAAACACUAAGGUGUUGUACCUUUUCAGCUGGAUGAGUCCUAACAGGAAACAACACUGAAGAGGAGCCCAGCCAUUAAAAAGGGUCAGCAGAAAACAACGGGAGAGUCACAUGCUGGGACUCUGAUGAAAUGAGGAUGGGACCCAGACUCUGCGCUGGGCGCUGCCAUUUAUCGCUGUGUGAUAUGAGGCAAGUCAGCACACCUCUCUGAAUUUCUACAUCUGCAUCUUAACAACGGGGUAACUGUGUCCUCUCUGGCUACUGCAUCAGGGGUGUGGAGAGGGCCGAGUGACUUUGGAACACAGGGAAAAAUGUAAAACCUUAUCUCAGACUUUGUCCCAAACACCAUAGGCAGAGAUUGGGUAAGUUCCUCAUCUAAAAUGUGCUGUGUGUUCUGCAAGGUCAUGGUCCGCCCAACACCUUCCUUGUUAGGGGAACUCCAGUUGGAAAUACUCAUUCCAGGAAGGCAAGAUUCCCGAGAUAGAUGUGAUAACAUAUCAGCCUUCCCAAACACCUGCUAGUCGUCAUGCUCAUAGUCCUGAAUACUGAUACAGUGUGGCCUCUUGGAUUCAAUCAUUAUCUGGCUUUCUUAAAGACCUAGUAACUAUUUUAGAAGUCAAAGCAGUUUUGCACCAAGUAAUAAGAGAACUACUUUGCACUCUACUUUUGCAAGGUCUUAACGAACUGAUGCAUUACCUAAUCAAUCCUGGAAGACCAAAAAAAUCAAAUCCUUUUUCAUACAUAGGAAAACAAAGGCAGAGAGCUAAAGGAUUAAUCAAAUUCAGGAAUGUUAGAGCCAAAGGGGGCUUCAGACACUAUAUAAUACCAUGGUGUCAUUUUGCAUGGGACGAAAUCUAGGCCUCAAAUGUUUAAUGCUAUACUGUCUUUAUGGCUCCCAGUUUCCCAGCUGUUUACUGGCAGAACCAAGAAUCUAAAAUCAGCCCUGAGAAACACAUGUCCUGAUCCUCAGACUGUAUUUGGAUUCAGAUUUGAAAAGACUUCCGAAUACAGUUCGUUUUCUGUUACCCAGAUUGUGCAAAAAGUUUAAAAUUUUUUCAUUUACAUGCUCUAUUAGACCUACUGUUUUUUUGUUUGUUUGUUUGUUUUAAACUGGUUCACACUCUGCUUUUCCUCCCAAGGUUUAUUGAAACAUUGUAUUAGAUUAAGGUGCACAACACAAUGAUUUGACAUAUAUGUGUUGACCUACGGUUUCUACUUCUAGAAAUUUAUCCUACUACAGAAAUACUCACACAAGUGCACAAGUAUAUGUGUGAAAAAUGUUCACUGUAGCACUGUGUGUAAUACAAAACAAUCCUUUGGAAAUUGGUUAAUUAUGAUGACUUCAUAUAAUUGAACACUCUGAGGAUGUUACAGGUUGUGCGGUUCUGGGGAGAUGUUCACUCUAUAUUAAGAAUGAGAGAAGCAAAUACAGUAGGUAUAACACUGUCCUAUUUUUGCAAAAAUAAAUUAUUUGUGUGUGUGUACAUAAAAUUUCCCCAGCCCUAAUUAGAGAGAGAAUUCCCCACAUCACAGGGUUGUGAGGCUUAAAUGGAUGAUGUAUGUAUAGCACGUAACACAUUGCCUGAUGCAUAGU
Rhinolophus ferrumequinum (greater horseshoe bat) is the source of this 3000-nucleotide messenger RNA. RefSeq names its product pleckstrin homology domain containing S1 (gene PLEKHS1). The coding region runs from base 368 to 1417 and encodes 349 amino acids. The transcript is spliced from 13 exons. The record is from RefSeq and is a predicted model, not a curated record. Lineage: Eukaryota; Metazoa; Chordata; Mammalia; Chiroptera; Rhinolophidae.